CUACAAUGUACUUACAUAUAAUAAAUAAAUCUUAAAAAAAAAAAAAGACCUUAAGAAAAACCUUACUUGAGGCACUGGCUCUGGCCAGCCCAGACCUUCCCACCUGUAUAUGGAUAAAAGAAAAUGGUUGGCAAAGUGGGUGCUCAUCCAAACUUUAGGCCCAUGGAAAAGACCUGUGGCCUAUUUGUCUAAGAAGCUGGAUUAGGUGUCUUAGAGAUGGCCAGCCUGUCUCUGGAUUAUAGCUGCCACCACUCUGCUGGCCAAGGAUGCUGACAAGAUAACCAUGGGGCAGGAACUUGUAUCGCUACCCCCCACGAUAUUGAGAGGAUUCUCAAGAAUCCACCCAGCCAAUGGCUAUUCAAUGCUAGACUGGUACCAUUCCAAAUUCUGCUUUUGAAUCCUCCUGUAUAAGAUAUAAUCCAUUGUCUGCCCUGAACCCAGCCACCCUGCUACUGGACCCAUCCUCAGACAUACAGCAUGAUUGCUCUAUAGUUUUGGGGCAUGUUCAAAACAUUAGGCAAUACCCAACAUCCCCUGGCUGGAUACUGAGUCCAUUUACUUCACAGAUGAGAGCAGCUUCAUCCAUGAUGAUAUGCAGGGUGGGGUGGUGGUGGUGGUGGUGGUAGUGGACUUGGUUUCUGUUAUUUGGACAAAUUCUUUGCUUCCAGGAAUUCAUUGCUCUGGGCAUCAAAAUGGACAUCAGAAACAGGCUAGCUUAUAAAGCCACAAGGGAAGUUUCCUAAGCGUUCACUGCUUACAUCCUGGUAGCCUUGCCACCUUCUGCACACCUAGCUGUCCAAAAAUAUACUUCUGAGGACAAACAAGAUCAGGCCAAAUGCCAGGAAAUCUCUAGAAGAGGUGGAUAAUUGCAUAUUGCCAAGAUCUGCACCAUCUUACCUAAGAAGUUUGCUAAACAACUCAUCCAUCAAAUCCAUCAGGCCUUGCAUCUGGGUUACCAAAAAUUAAAGGAAUUGUUGCAAGGGGUAAAAUAUAAAAUAUUUGACUUGAUUCACUUGGUUGCUCCACCUGCCAGGCUGUGAACCCCUCAAGCUUCAAUCAAGGAACUCUGGAAACCAGAAUUAGAGGCUCACAGCCAGAGGCCAUGGGAAAUAGAUUAUAUGGAAAUAAAGCCAGGAAUAUAUGGAUAUAAAUACCUGCUAGUUUUUAUAGAUACCCUACAAAGAAGGAAACUGCCAAUGUAGUGGCAAAGAUGAUUCUAGAAGACAUCAUACCCAGGUACAGUCUGCCCACCCUGCUUGGGUCUAACAGUGGACCAGCAUUUAUCUCUCAGGUGACGAAGUCUAGAUUAAAAGAAAACCACAAGACCCUGGAACCUUGAUGGAAAGGACCUCACACAUGUGAUCCUGACCAUGUCAACAGCUGUGAAGGUAUCAGCCUAGCAGUAAAACCGACCAGAAGCCAUGCACAAAACUACAUCCCCAGAGAAAGACUUGUCCCUUCCCCUCCCUGUCAUCUCACCAUGAACAUGGUUCAAGACAGCGCCUUUCUAGCCAAGCUGAUGAAGAGUGCUGACACCUUUGAGUUGAAGUAUGACUUUUCCUGUGAGCUGUACCGAUUGUCCACGUAUUCAGCUUUUCCCAGGGGAGUUCCUGUGUCAGAAAGGAGUCUGGCUCGUGCUGGCUUUUACUACACUGGUGCCAAUGACAAGGUCAAGUGCUUCUGCUGUGGCCUGAUGCUAGACAACUGGAAACAAGGGGACAGUCCCAUGGAGAAGCACAGAAAGUUGUACCCCAGCUGCAACUUUGUACAGACUUUGAAUCCAGCCAACAGUCUGGAAGCUAGUCCUCGGCCUUCUCUUCCUUCCACGGCGAUGAGCACCAUGCCUUUGAGCUUUGCAAGUUCUGAGAAUACUGGCUAUUUCAGUGGCUCUUACUCGAGCUUUCCCUCAGACCCUGUGAACUUCCGAGCAAAUCAAGAUUGUCCUGCUUUGAGCACAAGUCCCUACCACUUUGCAAUGAACACAGAGAAGGCCAGAUUACUCACCUAUGAAACAUGGCCAUUGUCUUUUCUGUCACCAGCAAAGCUGGCCAAAGCAGGCUUCUACUACAUAGGACCUGGAGAUAGAGUGGCCUGCUUUGCGUGCGAUGGGAAACUGAGCAACUGGGAACGUAAGGAUGAUGCUAUGUCAGAGCACCAGAGGCAUUUCCCCAGCUGUCCGUUCUUAAAAGACUUGGGUCAGUCUGCUUCGAGAUACACUGUCUCUAACCUGAGCAUGCAGACACACGCAGCCCGUAUUAGAACAUUCUCUAACUGGCCUUCUAGUGCACUAGUUCAUUCCCAGGAACUUGCAAGUGCGGGCUUUUAUUAUACAGGACACAGUGAUGAUGUCAAGUGUUUUUGCUGUGAUGGUGGGCUGAGGUGCUGGGAAUCUGGAGAUGACCCCUGGGUGGAACAUGCCAAGUGGUUUCCAAGGUGUGAGUACUUGCUCAGAAUCAAAGGCCAAGAAUUUGUCAGCCAAGUUCAAGCUGGCUAUCCUCAUCUACUUGAGCAGCUAUUAUCUACGUCAGACUCCCCAGAAGAUGAGAAUGCAGACGCAGCAAUCGUGCAUUUUGGCCCUGGAGAAAGUUCGGAAGAUGUCGUCAUGAUGAGCACGCCUGUGGUUAAAGCAGCCUUGGAAAUGGGCUUCAGUAGGAGCCUGGUGAGACAGACGGUUCAGUGGCAGAUCCUGGCCACUGGUGAGAACUACAGGACCGUCAGUGACCUCGUUAUAGGCUUACUCGAUGCAGAAGACGAGAUGAGAGAGGAGCAGAUGGAGCAGGCGGCCGAGGAGGAGGAGUCAGAUGAUCUAGCACUAAUCCGGAAGAACAAAAUGGUGCUUUUCCAACAUUUGACGUGUGUGACACCAAUGCUGUAUUGCCUCCUAAGUGCAAGGGCCAUCACUGAACAGGAGUGCAAUGCUGUGAAACAGAAACCACACACCUUACAAGCAAGCACACUGAUUGAUACUGUGUUAGCAAAAGGAAACACUGCAGCAACCUCAUUCAGAAACUCCCUUCGGGAAAUUGACCCUGCGUUAUACAGAGAUAUAUUUGUGCAACAGGACAUUAGGAGUCUUCCCACAGAUGACAUUGCAGCUCUACCAAUGGAAGAACAGUUGCGGAAACUCCAGGAGGAAAGAAUGUGUAAAGUGUGUAUGGACCGAGAGGUAUCCAUCGUGUUCAUUCCCUGUGGCCAUCUGGUCGUGUGCAAAGACUGCGCUCCCUCUCUGAGGAAGUGUCCCAUCUGUAGAGGGACCAUCAAGGGCACAGUGCGCACAUUUCUCUCCUGAACAAGACUAAUGGUCCAUGGCUGCAACUUCAGCCAGGAGGAAGUUCACUGUCACUCCCAGCUCCAUUCGGAACUUGAGGCCAGCCUGGAUAGCACGAGACACCGCCAAACACACAAAUAUAAACAUGAAAAACUUUUGUCUGAAGUCAAGAAUGAAUGAAUUACUUAUAUAAUAAUUUUAAUUGGUUUCCUUAAAAGUGCUAUUUGUUCCCAACUCAGAAAAUUGUUUUCUGUAAACAUAUUUACAUACUACCUGCAUCUAAAGUAUUCAUAUAUUCAUAUAUUCAGAUGUCAUGAGAGAGGGUUUUGUUCUUGUUCCUGAAAAGCAGGGAUUGCCUGCACUCCUGAAAUUCUCAGAAAGAUUUACAAUGUUGGCAUUUAUGGUUCAGAAACUAGAAUCUUCUCCCGUUGCUUUAAGAACCGGGAGCACAGAUGUCCAUGUGUUUUAUGUAUAGAAAUUCCUGUUAUUUAUUGGAUGACAUUUUAGGGAUAUGAAAUUUUUAUAAAGAAUUUGUGAGAAAAAGUUAAUAAAGCAACAUAAUUACCUCUUUUUUUUUAAAGAAAAUU
Molecule: messenger RNA, 3855 nt
Organism: Mus musculus (house mouse)
Lineage: Eukaryota; Metazoa; Chordata; Mammalia; Rodentia; Muridae
Gene: Birc3
Product: baculoviral IAP repeat-containing 3
Exons: 10
Coding region: 1481-3289 (602 amino acids)
Biological process (GO): negative regulation of necroptotic process; regulation of apoptotic process; necroptotic process
Cellular component (GO): nucleus; cytoplasm
Molecular function (GO): ubiquitin protein ligase activity
Source: RefSeq, a predicted model, not a curated record